GAAGUGCGCCCUGCCUUCCGGGGCCUGGGCGGCAGGCAGCGGGCAGCGACUGGGUCCUUGUGUCCAGGGGCCACCUCCACCUGGGACGGCGUCUCCUGUCUUGCCUUCCCAGCUGCUCAUCCCCAGGCCGCUUCAGAGCCCAGCAGGGGUGGGGGGGGCCUGACAUUGGGCUCUGGAUGGCGCCCCUUCUACCCCCAGCAGCUAGAGGAUUAGAGUGGGAGAUGAAAGGGCAGUGCUUCCAGGUCGGCAGAGCGCGGGUGCCGCCGUGAUUGCAGACGCCUCUGCCUAGUGGUGGCUGUGAUUUGAGAUCCUUGGGCGUCUGGGUGGCUGAUUCUGGGCGCUCAGAUGAAUCGUGCUGGGUGCGGCCCCUCCCAGAGGCUCCGGGCCUUGGCGGCCCUGGCUGGAGCCGCCCUGCUUUCCGCCCUGUGGCUCCUGUGGCUACUCGGGUCAACUCCUGUGGGAGUCCCCGUGCCACCACCCACGCUCGUCAUCCUCGUCUGGCACUGGCCCUUCACCGACCGGCCCCCAGAGCUGCCCAGCAACACCUGCAUCAGCUACGGUGUGGCCCGCUGCCACCUGAGCACCGACCACAGCCUGCUGGCCAGCGCAGAUGCUGUGGUCUUCCACCACCGCGAGCUGCAGACCCAGCGGGCCCGCCUGCCCCUGGCCAGCCGGCCGCGUGGGCAGCCCUGGGUGUGGGCCUCCAUGGAGUCGCCCAGCCACACCCACGGCCUCGGCCGCCUCGGUGGCAUCUUUAACUGGGUGCUGAGCUACCGGCAAGACUCCGAUAUCUUUGUGCCCUACGGCCGGCUGGAGCCUCACGAGGGGCCCGUGCCGCCGCUGCCGGCCAAGAAGAGGGUGGCAGCCUGGGUGGUCAGCAACUUCCAGGAGCGGCAGCGGCGCGUGCAGCUGUACCGGCAGCUGGCGCCCCACCUGCAGGUGGAUGUGUUCGGCCGUGCCAGCCGGAAGCCCCUGUGCGCCAGCUGCCUGCUGCCCGCCGUGGCCCGGUACCUCUUCUAUCUGUCUUUCGAGAACUCGCAGCACCGCGACUACAUCACCGAGAAGUUCUGGCGCAACGCGCUGGCAGCCGGGACCGUUCCUGUGGUGCUGGGGCCCCCGAGGGCCACCUACGAGGCCUUCACACCUGCUGACGCCUUUGUGCAUGUGGACGACUUCGGCACGGCCCAAGAGCUGGCCUCUUUCCUGGUUGGCAUGAACGAGAGCCGCUAUCGGCACUACUUGGCCUGGCGAGCCCGGCUCCGCGUGCGGCUCUUUGAGGACUGGAGGGAGCGCUUCUGUGCCAUCUGCACCCGAUACCCACACCUGCCUCGAGGCCAGGUCUACGAGGACCUCAAGGGCUGGUUCCAAGCCUGAGCUCUGGCCAGAAGAGGGGGACGCAGAGGAGGGUGGCUGUGGGUGGAAGGCUGGGUGUUGAAAUCAAACCACCGGGCAUCCGGCCCCCACGGGCCCCCGUCAGGUUAGUGUAGACACUGGGGUGGGAGGCUGGAAAGCGAGGGUAAGGGGGGAAUGGGCUGGUCCGAGCAGGCUGCUUGGAGAAGGAGGUUGCUGGGCAGUGGAGCAGGCAUUCGGGGGUGAAGGUGAGAGUGGGGAGUUAGUGGGGGUGCCUGUGGCUAGUUGAUCAAAGAUACCGGCUCCCGAGGACCUCCAAGGACCUCCCUCCCCACCUUGAUAAAAUCCCGGGUGGAUCCUUGUCCCAGACGCGGGCCGGGGGAGGCCAGAGGCAGGGCCCUCCUGCAGUCUCUGGGGGAAAAGCUGGGCCCUCAGACCUCCUCUGUCACCGAGCUCUCUUGGCUUGGGCAGCGCUGGUACAUCACGCACACCAUCCACCGUGCUGGAGCCAGGCCCUGGGGACACCGUGACAAGCAGGCCAGGUUGUUGGCCUUCUUGCAGCCUGCAGUCGGCUCUGGGAGGGGCAGCGAUCAAUAAAGAGAGGGAGGACAAGAA
This is a messenger RNA of Ailuropoda melanoleuca (giant panda), 1965 nucleotides long. It is a transcript of the gene FUT7, whose product is annotated as fucosyltransferase 7. Gene Ontology annotation, cellular component: membrane. The record is from RefSeq and is a predicted model, not a curated record. The transcript is spliced from 3 exons. Lineage: Eukaryota; Metazoa; Chordata; Mammalia; Carnivora; Ursidae. Bases 346 to 1374 code for a protein of 342 amino acids. Gene Ontology annotation, molecular function: alpha-(1->3)-fucosyltransferase activity.